Messenger RNA from Hylaeus anthracinus, 1434 nucleotides. RefSeq names its product E3 ubiquitin-protein ligase RNF34. Gene Ontology annotation, biological process: protein K48-linked ubiquitination; proteasome-mediated ubiquitin-dependent protein catabolic process; negative regulation of extrinsic apoptotic signaling pathway via death domain receptors. Gene Ontology annotation, molecular function: ubiquitin protein ligase activity. Lineage: Eukaryota; Metazoa; Arthropoda; Insecta; Hymenoptera; Colletidae. Gene Ontology annotation, cellular component: cytoplasm; plasma membrane. The coding region runs from base 95 to 1045 and encodes 316 amino acids. The record is from RefSeq and is a predicted model, not a curated record. The transcript has 6 exons.
ACGUGUAAGGUGUGUAUUUUUAUGAGUCAGUAUAAACCUAACCUUUGAACUAACGAGAAGCGUUUGUGUUAUCGUGUUAUUCGCAUAAAACGGGAUGGCUUGUGAAGCGUGUAAUACAAAGUUCAGUUUUUUCACACGCAAGAAACAAUGUUCGGAUUGUUUGAGGUAUUUUUGUUCCGAAUGUGUGAUCAAACGGAUGAACAAGAUUCUAAGUUGUGACAGCUGCAGUUUGUUGUCACGAAGACCUCUGAUAAGAAGUCAAAUUAUGGAAAUGCGAUCUAAAGAUUUACGACAAUAUCUUUUGGGAAAGAAGGUAUCCAUCAAAGGAUGUAUCGAAAAAGAAGAUUUAAUAGAAUUAGUGAUAAUAUUUGCUAACGGUACUAGCAAUUACAAAAACGCAGAAAAUAGGAGUUCUACUUCCAGUCGGAUGGCAAACGAAAAAGAUGAACGGACUCGUGAAUUUUGUAGUCAGUCACAUGAACCUUCUGCUAGAGAGCACAGUCAAGAACAUGAACCUUCUGCUCAAGAAUGUGAAACUAGUAGCAUGAGAAAUGAUCCCACUGAAAUUAUAGAGGUUCCAGAAAGUACUCCUGCUUCAGGGGAGAUAUCAGAGCCUGUAAUUUCGGAAGUGGAUGACACUUCAGACAUUUUCAGUACACACAAUUCCGACGCGAUAACAAAUAUUCCUAUGUGGCCAGAUAAUGUAAAAUUAUCAGAUUUAAACGAUUUAUCGGAUUUGGAAUAUUUAACUGUGAAGCAAUUAAAAAAUUUAUUAAGUAUAAAUCGCGUAGAUUACAAAGGUUGCAUAGAAAGAUGUGAAUUAUUGGAUAGAGCCUCUAGAUUAUGGCAAGAACAUAAACAAUCGAAAGAUGAUGUAAAAAUAAUGGACGAAAAUCUUUGCAAGAUUUGUUGGGAUGAACCUAUGGAAUGCGUAAUUUUAGAAUGCGGCCAUGUAGCAUGUUGUCUCAAUUGUGGCAAGCAAAUGUCUGAAUGCCCAAUUUGUAAACAAUAUGUAGUACGGGUGGUACGAUUUUUCAAAGUUUAAUGAUAAUACGAGGAUACAAGAAGCUGUUACGCAAUCAGUAUUUCAAGCGAGAAAUCAAAAGAAAAAAAAUAUACAUGUCGAAUUCAGUAACCUCCUCCUUUCCGAAGUCUGUUAAAAAUAAACGUAAUAAGUUUUAAUUUCAUUUUGAACCGAGAUACUUUGAACGAGGAAAAAAAGUAGAAUUGGCAUCUUUUAUUUAAGCUGUAUACUACGGUUUAACUCUUUGGUCUUAGAACGAUCAUAUCUAGUUUUUAAUAUUAAAAUAAGUACAACCGAAUAUUGAUAUCGCCGUUCGAGGUAAGAAGUUCAAUCCAAGAAAAUUACAUUGUGAUGUAUAAUUGUGACACCUAUGCCUUUCAAGAGAAGAUUAAACUCGUUAAUGCAUAACA